UUGUGCGAAACUGCGUUGUAACGAAAAUUUUACUAAACGCGAAUAGUCUAUAAACGUUGUAAAUUUAUUUUAAAAAUAACAAUAGGCAAGCAAGCAACUAGACUCGACGUUAAAGGCCACAACAUAGAAGAACUGCUAAAGCCGAGCAGUGAGGCACUUAAAAUGGCUGAGGAAUACAUGCCAGAUGUUAACAUGAUGGACACCAUUGUGCCCGCUCUAUUAGGUCUGACGGCAGCCGCAGUACUGUCCACAGUGGCUUGCAUCUGUGCCAAGCAGAUGCGCAUACGGAACAAAAAGCAGAGCCAGCAUGACGCCUCGUUUCCCUUUCAACCGACACGACGUCCGACCGCAGUUCGUUCGCCGAGUGGACAGCCCCCUCAUUAUUUGAAAAAAUCACCAUCGCCUACAGGUGGAAAGCAAAUGAGCUUGCUUUCACCGAUGCAAGAUAAGUCGGUGUCACCAAUUGGGGCGCAGCCCAUCAAAUAUACUGAGGAAGACGAGUCAUCCCAGCCACAGCUGCAGCAAAACUCCGGCAAGCUGAACGUUGUGGACAGCUCCAAGCAACCUAAUCAUCAUCACUCGCCUGUUGAGACCAUUGCCAACGGUAAUGUGACCAUUACCUUGGACGAGUCUCUAACCAAUGGCAAGGAGCUAACCGUAUGCGAUCAGUAUGGCAAACUUGGCACAAUUUACUUCAAGCUACGCCAUCUGGCUGAACGUAAUGCGCUCAUGGUCUCAAUCAUACGAUGCCGUGGAUUGCCAUGCAAAGGUGGCACCAGCGGCACAGGCGACAUACCCACGGGCAUGAAUGGACGCACACAGCCAGCCACGGAUCCGUAUGUGAAGCUGCAGCUGCUGCCAGACAAACAGCAUAAGGUAAAGACUCGUGUUGUGCGCAAUACACGCAAUCCCGUUUACGAUGAGGACUUCACUUUUUAUGGCCUGAACAUGAACGAUCUGCAGAACAUGAGCCUGCACUUUGUCAUACUUAGCUUUGAUCGUUAUUCUCGCGAUGACGUCAUCGGCGAGGUUGUCUGCCCCCUGUCAUCGAUUGAGAUUGGAGAUAUAUCGAAGGAGGCGCUCUCCAUUAGCAAGGAAAUCCAACCACGCAGCCUCAAGAUACGCGCCCAGGGCCGUGGCGAACUGCUUAUUUCUCUCUGCUGGCAACCAGCAGCUGGUCGUCUUACUGUCGUAUUGCUGAAGGCUCGCAAUUUGCCGCGCAUGGACGUUACCGGUCUGGCUGAUCCCUAUGUGAAGAUCUACUUGCUGUACAAUGGCCAGCGCAUAGCCAAGAAGAAGACACAUGUCAAGAAGCGCACGUUGAGUCCAGUUUUUAAUGAGAGUUUCGCUUUUGACAUACCAGCUGCUGAGGGCACUGGUGCCACUUUGGAGGGCGUCUCACUUGAGCUUAUGCUACUCGACUGGGAUCGCGUGACCAAGAAUGAGGUUAUUGGACGCUUGGAACUGGGCGGCCCCAAUUCAAGCAGCACAGCAUUGAAUCAUUGGAAUGAGGUUUGCAAUUCACCCCGUCGCCAAAUUGCCGAGUGGCACAAGCUGAAUGAGUAAUUUGCCGGAAGCUGAUUGAAUUUUGAGGAGACCGUGCCGGCGCUGGCGCCGUAUCCACAAAAGAUCACAUCAUUUGUUUUUACUUUUGUCCUGAUUGCUCUUUAAUUGAAAUGAAGUAAUCAACUACAUAUACACACAGAUUUGCGUUUGGUAUCUUACUCAAAAUUUAUUUAUUUAAAAAAGCUAAAAUUUUUGUUGAGACGAACGUCGCAAAAGAAAAAGUUGAAUGAAAAAUUAUAUAAAUGUAUUAGAAAAUGUUUAGUAUAUAAUAAUGCAUGUAAAUGUAAGAGAAGUACGAUAAAGACAAUAUCGUAAUAGGUAUAUGAACAAAACGUAAGCAACAGGUAAACCAUACAUAAACAGUAAUUUUUGCUAUUUUACAUAUUUCAAAUUUUAUGUGAGGGAUAAAUGUAAUUUAAGACGUGUUUAAAUUUUAUCUGAGCAUUACUUUUUUUUUUGAUAUUAAGCAUUUCCCACAGUUUCAAGGUUUGGUAAAGUCCUGCAGCUAACAAUUAUUUUUACUGUAUUUAUACUUUUAAUUAUACAAUCACUAAAAGGACACCAAUAUGGCAUAAAUAUAUAAAUACAUAUACAUAAAUAGUGUUUUACGAAGGUAUGUAAGAGUAUCCAGACAGUGAUAAGAACGCUACUGGAUAAUUAAAUUUAUAUAUAUAC
Messenger RNA from Drosophila busckii, 2241 nucleotides. It is a transcript of the gene Syt4, whose product is annotated as synaptotagmin-4. Gene Ontology annotation, cellular component: synapse; axon; membrane. The record is from RefSeq and is a predicted model, not a curated record. NCBI's taxonomy places the organism in Eukaryota, Metazoa, Arthropoda, Insecta, Diptera, Drosophilidae. Gene Ontology annotation, molecular function: calcium ion binding; calcium-dependent phospholipid binding; phosphatidylserine binding. Gene Ontology annotation, biological process: vesicle fusion; regulation of calcium ion-dependent exocytosis; calcium-ion regulated exocytosis. The transcript is spliced from 5 exons. The coding region runs from base 163 to 1566 and encodes 467 amino acids.